Paracoccidioides lutzii Pb01 is the source of this 1389-nucleotide messenger RNA. RefSeq lists its product as hypothetical. Gene Ontology annotation, cellular component: cytosol; membrane; intracellular membrane-bounded organelle. Gene Ontology annotation, biological process: exocytosis; endocytosis; maintenance of cell polarity. Gene Ontology annotation, molecular function: sterol binding. The record is from RefSeq and is a predicted model, not a curated record. The transcript has 5 exons. The coding region runs from base 1 to 1389 and encodes 462 amino acids.
AUGGCGUCUUCCUCCUCGGGCGCCUCUUCCGUCUUCGACCCUCCCGAAGCCACAUCCUCCAUCAGCUCCGCCAUGGGUAACGACAACGACAGAAGAGCAACGUCCGUAGACAACAUCUCAACUGCUCCCGAGAAACCUCCAGAUGACUCAUCCAAGCUGAAAACCUUCCUGGCGAUUCUUAGACAGUUCAUUGGUGUGUCAGAUAUUGCUACUGUCCGUUUUUCACUGCCGGCUCAGCUGCUUGAACCAACUCCAAAUCUGGAGUACUGGAAUUACCUAGAUCGACCGGAAACAUUCGUCAGCAUCGGGAAAUCUGAUGACCACCUUGGUCGGAUGCUGGAAGUCCUGCGGUUUUGGUUUACAAAGGAUCUCUGUAACUGGGAAAUAGAGGAUACGGAACGCCCAAUCACACCUUCAGUACCCAACGGCGGCACUACUACCAGCACUGUCACCGCUAAUGGCAAUACAGAGCAAGUGAAAAUCUCCUAUUUAACCGAACAGACCUCACACCACCCUCCUGUGUCUGCCUUCUAUGUAGACUGCCCUCAACGAGGCAUCACCGCCCGUGGUUUCGAUCAGAUCAGCGCCAAGUUUACUGGCACCAGCAUCCGCGUAACUCCCGGUCAACACAACUUAGGCAUAUUCGUGACACUGCGGGAUCGAGACAAUGAAGAAUAUCAACUCACACAUCCUGCAGCACAUCUGGGCGGUCUGCUCCGUGGUUCGUUGUCCAUCACAGUCGCAGAUACCUGUUAUAUCACCUGUGCCAAGACACGAAUAAAAGCCAUCCUUCAGUACCUCGAUGAGGGUUGGUUAGGGAAAGCACAGAAUAGAGUGUCUGGCGUUAUCUUCCGCUACGAUCCGGAAAACGACAACAAGAUCAGGAUCAAAGAUGUACCUGAGGCGGAUAUCCUGGCACGAAUCGACGGCUGCUGGCAUGAGAAGAUCUAUUACACCCUAUUCACCGCGGAAGACAACGGAUCUAAAGGAAAUGAGAAGAACGAGGGCAAAAGCAAAGAAAAGGAAAAAGAAAAGGACAAACGCCUGCUCCUAAUCGACAUUGCUCCUCUCUUUCCCGUCUCCAAAGUCGUCCCGCCAGCAGACCAACAGCUACCCAAUGAAUCGCGCAAGUUCUGGUCUAGCGUCACCGCCGCCAUCGGCGAGAAGAAGUACAGUCUCGCUACAAAGCUGAAGCAGGAGCUCGAGGAGAAUCAGAGGCAGCUGGCUGCUGCAAGGAAGGAGAUGAAUGAGGAGUGGAAGCCCCGGUUUUUCACUGUGCCUGUUGCAUCGUCUGGUAAACCGGAGCUGACGGAGGAAGGGGAGAGGGUGCUGAAGGGCUUGCAUGAGGGGGAUUUCAGGCUUGAGGGGAGUGGUGGGGUCGAUGCAUAG